AUGCAUGGAGAGAUGCGCCAGGAGGUCUUGCUGGAGAUCUUGCCCAAGCAAUUGAGCGAGGCUGCAGAUCAGUUUCAGCUCAUCUUAGAGGAGCCGGAAGGUGGUGCUAUGUUCAACCCGAAUCACGACGGCUCAGAGGAGAAGUGCGCGCUGACGGUCACCAUCCUCAACGAAAAUGACGAGCUCACAAAGAACAUAGCUGCCAUGCAGAUGAGCCAUUUUGUAGACAAGGUGAUCAACAUUGACAAGAUGCGCUUGGGUGCGCAUUCCUGGUACGAGGCCAUUGUGGCCUCGGUGUGUGAUGUGACUGAAGAUGGCGAAAGGGCCUCUACGAUGGACUGGCUCUUGCACAUCAUCAGCAUGCCAUGGAAGUUCACGCUCUCCGUGCUGAUCCCACCAACUGCCUACUGUGGCGGAUGGCUUUGCUUCGUCAUGGCGAUCGGAGCCAUAGGUGGGCUGACGUGUGCGAUUUGCGAUUUUGCGGAGCUCUUUGGUUGCGUCACCUCUUUGGAGGAUUCGAUCACAGCCAUCACAAUAGUCGCACUUGGCACGUCCAUGCCCGACCUUUUCGCAUCACAAACAGCGGCCGUCUCUGACAAGUACGCCGAUGCUUCCAUCGUCAAUGUCACCGGCAGUAACUCGGUGAACGUCUUCCUCGGCAUCGGAUUGCCCUGGUCCAUUGCGGCCAUCUACUGGACAGUCGCAGGCCCUACUGACAGAUGGCUGGAAAGCUACGAGUCUUACCUAGGCGCUUGGCCGGAGGGUGCCUUCAUCGUGCAGGGCGGCGAUUUGGCCUUCAGCGUAGCUGUCUUCAACGUGUCUGCAGCUGUAGCUUUGCUGAUCAUCCACCUUCGACGUCAGCGUCUUUCCGGAGAGCUGGGAGGGCCCAGUGGCAUGAAGGUGUUGUCAGGCAUCCUGCUCAUCAGCCUUUGGGUUUUCUACAUUGCCCUUUCGAUUUGGAAGAUCAAGUCGCAAACCACAGAUGUUGGCAAGCAGAUCUUCGCCAUUUUCAUCGGCUUUUGCAGCUUAGAGAACCUUGUGCUUCUGCUUUGCUGUGCGUUGAUGAUGAGAUUUGGAACUACCUUCUUCACAGGAAGGCAACCAGAAGCAAGUGAUGAGGAAGCUGCCAAGCUUUGUGACCCCGUGGGCAAGGAUCUUGCCACAAUGGACGAUCUAAGACACGUUGGUGCAAGACCAGGCUUGUCUCCUGUCGCGCCUCCGGCCUUCACUGUGAAAGAGGUGCAUGGCCGACGACCGGAAUGCUAUGGGCGACAAAACAAAGCAAACGACAUCUCUUUCACCAGUGCAGCAUUUGUGUGUUUGGCCGCAAAGCGGCUGCAGCGCGCUGCACGGAGAGUGGCCGAACGACUUCAUGGUUUGCCGCCAGUGCCACCACCCAUGUUCCCUCCGUCCGGUACAUUAAGCCCCCCAGCACCACACGGCGCAACCAUUUCCAGGGUGCCGUCCUUCUAUUCCAUUGACUCGGAAGAAGGUGCUACAGGUAGGCCCUCGAUUACGGGACGGAUGGCAGGAUUGAUCAGUGGCCACGCGGCUGACUGGGCGGCCCUUACUGUUGCAGGCUUGGCAGCAGGGACCUUGGCGGACCCAAACGGGCCCCGCUUUUUGGGUUGA
Molecule: messenger RNA, 1632 nt
Organism: Durusdinium trenchii
Lineage: Eukaryota; Dinophyceae; Suessiales; Symbiodiniaceae
Source: the annotation of a GenBank genome assembly